AUGAGUGCUCGAUCUUCAUAUUCUUGUUUUCACUUGUUCUUACUUGUUGUUUUGGCCUUGUUUCGUUUAUGCUCAUCUAAUCAAAACUCUCAUUGCAAUGACGUUGAGAGACAAGCACUUCUCCAGUUCAAGCAUGGCCUCACUGAUGAAUCACGACGACUCACUUCGUGGGUUGCUGAGAACAAGGACUGUUGUACAUGGGCUGGGAUAGCUUGUAAUAAUUCUACAGGUCAUGUUCAUCGUGUUCAUCUUCCAGGACUUGAUGGCAUGACAUUGAAAGGUGAUAUAAGUCAAUCUUUGUUGGAUCUAAAGCAACUCAAGCAUUUGGAUUUGAGUUGCAAUGAUUUUGGAGGCAUCCAAGUUCCUAAAUUCAUUGGUUCUUUUCAAAACCUAAGGUACCUUAACCUUUCAUAUUCCAAUUUUAGCGGAACAAUCCCUCCACAACUAGGGAGUCUCUCAAAAUUACAUGUUCUGUCUCUUGGAAGUUUUCAUGGUCGAUUGUCUGAAACAACGAGCCCGGCGAAUAUGAAGUGGCUGUCAGGUCUUGGUAUGUUGCAUCACCUUGAUAUGAGUGGUGUGGACCUUAGCAAAGCAACUGAUUGGCUUCAGGUGAUUAACUCCCUUCCCUUAUUGGUUCAGCUACAUUUGUCUAGAUGUGAACUCUCAAAUCUACACAUGUAUGUUCCUAGUGUCAAUCUCAGAUCCCUCUCUGUUCUCGAUCUUUCUUACAAUAAUUUUAACAGUUCAGUAUCACAAUGGAUAUUCAGUGUAACUAGUCUAGUUUCAUUGGAUUUAACUGAGUGUCGUUUUCAUGGUCCUAUUCCUAGCUUCCGCAAUCUGACUUCUCUUGAGUUGCUUCAUGUAGCCAUGAAUGAUUUCAUGAAUUCUUCCUCAAUAUUUCAAGAGUUGUCCAGUAGUAAUCUCAUCUCGUUAGAUAUUAGUGGUUGUGGUAUUUCAAGUUCAGUUCUAGAUUCCCUUCAAAAUCUAACAAAUCUUAUUAGCCUCCGAUUGACUCGAAAUCAACUCACUAAGAGAAUACCUAAAUCAUUGGGUAACUUUUGUAAGUUGAGAGAGAUUGAUUUGUCUGGUAACAAUAUUGGUAACAUUAGUUUAACAUAUUUUCUUGAAAGUUUUUUCGAGUGCAAAUCACCUGCCUUGGAGUCAUUAUGGUUGUCCUAUAACUAUAUAACUGGUAUAAUUCCUCAUUCCAUUGGAAACUUGUCAUUUCUCAGAACAUUAGAUCUUAGCGAUAAUCAAAUUUCUGGUCCCAUUCCAUACUCAAUUGGACGAUUAUCAUCAUUGGAAGAGUUGUAUGUUGGGUAUAACCAAAUAAAUGGCAACCUUCCCGACUCAAUUGGACAAUUAUCAUCAUUGGAGGAGUUGAGUAUUAGUUAUAAUCGACUGGAUGGCAGCCUUCCUGAUAGCCUCGGACAACUUUCAAAGUUGACUUCUUUAGAUUUUUCUUAUAAUUUGCUUACAGGUGUUGUGACAGAAGCUCACUUUAUCAAACUAGUGAGCUUAAAGUAUCUAUAUGGAUCAGCUAACAAAUUAAUCUUAAGGCUGCAAGUUGCAAACUGGAUUCCCCCUUUCCAGUUGAGAUCCUUGUAUCUGAAAUCUUGUGUUUUAGGGCCUCAAUUUCCGUUGUGGUUGCAAUCACAAAAGGAUUUAAAGGAAUUAGACAUAAGCAACACAGGCAUUUCAUCACCCAUGCCUGAAUCAUUUGUGAGAUCAUUCUCCAAGCUAUUAUAUUUGAAUAUGUCAAAUAAUCAUAUCCGAGGACCAUUAUCGUUCUCUGGUAUCCCUGCCACACUUGAAUUUAUUGACAUUAGCUCGAAUGGGUUUUGGGGAACGGUACAUCCUUUGUUGUGUUCCAGUGGUGUGACAACAACAUAUUAUCUUGAUUUGGAAAAUAAUCAUCUCUCGGGUGACAUUCCAGAGUGUUGGGAGAAAUGGCCAAGGUUGGGUAUCUUAAAUUUGGGGAAUAACAGUUUGUCUGGUGAAAUUCCAAGAACAUUGGGUUCUUUAGAUUUACAGUAUCUGAACAUACAUGGGAACAAGAUCUCCGGAAGAUUACAUUCUUCUCUAAUGAACUUAACAGAACUAGAUGUUCUUGAACUUGGAAGGAAUGAACUUACUGGAAGCAUUCCAACAUGGAUUGGAACAAAACUUACUCAUUUAAGAAUUCUUAACCUUAGAUUAAACCGUUUUGACGGAAAUAUUCCUCAUGAGCUUUGUCAUAUUAGACAUAUUCAAAUAUUAGAUCUUGCUCAUAACAACCUAUCUGGAAAUAUUCCGAGAUGCUUUAACAACUUUAGUAUACUUUCCGACAUCGAAAGCAAUUCAGGAGAUGACUUUACUUACUUCAUUAAUGGACCUGAAAAAAUUAUUGAAGGUGAUUCGUUGGUGACGAACGGACGAGAGGACACAUAUAGCAGUAUUCUUCCAUUAGUGAUGUUGAUAGACCUUUCGAGUAACAAUCUCACCGGAUACAUUCCUAGUGAGCUAACGUCCCUGUUGGAGUUAACAUCGUUGAAUUUAUCAAGAAAUCAAUUAAGUGGAAGUAUCCCAGAGAAGAUUGGAAACAUGAAAGAACUGAUGUCUUUAGAUUUAUCCGUAAACAGGCUUUCCGGGGAACUUCCCAUGAGCUUGUCAAGUUUAAAUUUCUUAAGUAGCUUCAACGUGUCCUUCAACAAUUUAACAGGAAGAAUUCCAACAGGUACACAGCUUCAAAGCUUUGGUGAGUCUAGCUUCUUUGGCAACAAACUUUGUGGAGCUCCACUAACCGAAGCUAAUGGUUGUGAACCAGUUGAAGCAGCAACUCAUACGAUAGGAGAGAAAAAAGAAGACGAUGGAGCAGAUUGGGGGUUGAUUAUAAGCAUAGUGGUUGGAUUUGUUUGUGGAUUUUGGAUGAUUAUGGGUCCAUUGAUAGUGAGAAGAUCAUGGAGGAUUGCAUAUUUCGGUUUUCUGAGGAUGGAUUUAUCCGAUGAGGAGAUUGAGCAUAUGGAGGCUGAGGGAGAGGUGGGGGACGAGGAAGAGCCGGCAUGUCCGUACCUGCAGUUUCCGCAGGGUUCACGGGCGAGGAGGAGAUGCGCUAGGUUGCUCACCAUAGAGAUUGGGGAGCAUGUAGGGAUAGACUGGGAGCUGCUGACUACCUUGGGAGAGGUCGAGCGGGCGCGUGAUAUAGUUGGGCUAGAUACUCCUUGGUCGCGCCUAUUUGAGUUAGCGAUGGAGGACUCGUACCCUGAGCUUACGGUCGAGUUUCUUUCUACGUUUACAUACGCGCCGCAUCCGGCAGAUUACGUGGAGGACCCUCAUUUUCCAGUCCACGAGGUUACAUUCCGUCUCGCCGGUCAGGAGUUUGAGAUGAGUGUGCGGGAGUUUGCUGUCCAUACAGGUUUGUACACUGAGCCUGAGCUUGAUACUGAUUUAUAUACGCAGGCGGUUACGAUGAUGGAUAGGCAGACACUUAUCAGUUUCUGGAGGGUCAUUUCCAGGGCUCCCUUUGGGAAAUCCUGGCAAAAGGCCACCACCAUUAGAGACCCCUUGCACCGAUACCUGUACCAUGUUAUCGCGUCGACUAUCGUGCCGCGGGGUUCCAGCAAGGAGAAGGUCAACCUCAGUGACCUUUUCUUUCUAUACUGCCUACUACGCCGCCAGCCCUGCGAUCUAGCAGCCAGCCUGGCAGAUUACUUUUCUACUGCAUACCACCGGCAGCUCCGCGGGCAGCUGCACACUGGCUCAUUUAUCACCGCCAUUGCACGCUCGCUAGGGAUCGUGCCCGAGCAUGAUCCGGUGCUGUCUGAUCCGGUCCCGUCAUCCAGGUUGGGCCGCGCGUCAGUAUCAGCUAUACAGAUCACCUGUACCUUUGAUGUCGGUCUGAGGUUCAGGGGUGCUGACGGGCUGAUUUGGCAGCCGGAGGUCAUCCCGGUUGUUAUUGAGGUGAGGCCUGGAUUGUUAGCCCCUCCUGAUGUUCAGAGGGCCGCUCGGCAGGCUCAGCUACAGGCUCUGGGCAUCGAUCAGCCUAAGGCUCAGGCUCAGGCUUAG
Messenger RNA from Helianthus annuus (common sunflower), 4044 nucleotides. Its product is annotated as receptor-like protein EIX2. The transcript is spliced from 2 exons. NCBI's taxonomy places the organism in Eukaryota, Viridiplantae, Streptophyta, Magnoliopsida, Asterales, Asteraceae. Bases 1 to 4044 code for a protein of 1347 amino acids. Gene Ontology annotation, molecular function: protein binding. The record is from RefSeq and is a predicted model, not a curated record.